Messenger RNA from Myotis daubentonii (Daubenton's bat), 3671 nucleotides. It is a transcript of the gene NR4A2, whose product is annotated as nuclear receptor subfamily 4 group A member 2. Gene Ontology annotation, cellular component: nucleus; transcription regulator complex. Gene Ontology annotation, biological process: cellular response to corticotropin-releasing hormone stimulus; regulation of transcription by RNA polymerase II; dopaminergic neuron differentiation. The record is from RefSeq and is a predicted model, not a curated record. Lineage: Eukaryota; Metazoa; Chordata; Mammalia; Chiroptera; Vespertilionidae. Gene Ontology annotation, molecular function: RNA polymerase II cis-regulatory region sequence-specific DNA binding; nuclear glucocorticoid receptor binding; zinc ion binding.
GUUCUCUGGAAGUGGGCGCCAGAGGCGCGGGACGCGAGUGGGGCGUGAGGAUGGGGAGGAGGUGCGCGCAGCUACAGAGGGCAUUUGUCCGAACACCGGCUUUGGCACCAGCGGGGAGUUGGCUCCCAAGCUGCCAGGCUCCUCGUUGGUGGACUUGAAGGGAGACUCGCAUAGUUCGGGGAGCCGUGGACUUGUCCGCGGAAAUCAAUGUUCUGGAAGUUUGCUCUUAGUGCGAAAUUGAGUGUGGCCUUUGGACACGGAGACUCCAAGUCCUGUGUCUACGAGGGGUCCGGACGCUACCCACCAAGUGACAGGGAGAGAGAAAGUACUUCAGUUCGUGUGUUGCUUGGGAACUGUGUCACCGUGGCUGGCCAGGGUGCCAGUGUUUCCUGGGUAUUGUUGAGUAAAGAGAGGGGUGGGGAAGAGUGUCCUGUUACUAAUUUGUGUGAAAUUUCUGGUUUGAUAUAUGCCGCGCUUGUGUAUGUGAGUGUGUCAGAGACAAACAGACGGAGAGACUAUGUAGAGAGUACAGUUAUGAAGCUGUGAAGUAACGAGGUGGGUAAAAUAUCCAGCACAGGCAUAUUUCUCAGGGGCUGUGGGGGUCAAGAGUCUAAUGUCUUUCCACUUUUUCUGGUUAGCCUCCUUCCCCAUUGAAGCAAGAUUCUGAGGGGGGGGGGGGCAAGGAAAACAGAAGGUGUAGAUGUUUGACUUUCUUUUUCAUUGUUAAUACGAUCAUCUAUGCUCUAGAAUGCCUUCCAAGAAGGAACAUCUGAAAAUUACUAGGAUACAAAAAUGCCUUGUUCCAGCAAGCCGGCAGACCAGGGCAGGCUGUAUAGGGGAGGUGUUCAGUUUGGUGUGUAGGAAAGCCCUUCUAGCAGGGGUGCCAACACCCGAUGAGCAGCAUUGCUGCAAUUGACCUAAGAUGCUUCUGGAAAAGUAGGGUCUGCUCUUCCCACCCCUUGGCCAUUAAAGAUGUUGAAAGAUAAGUUUCUUGGAAAACUACGUGCCAGUUCACCUGUUUCCCCAGUCUCAGUGCUCUGUCAAAAGCACGUUCAGAUUAUCUUCAGGCUGCCCAGGCCUCGUUCACUAACGUUUUUUAACUCAUAGGGGUGGAGGAAGAGGUUUCCUUAUUUUAUACUCUAGACCUCUACUUUCUUCCCCACUCCCCAAAGAAAAGCCAGUUUCACCACAGGGAAAAGAAAAAUCAGGGAAGGUUCCAAUGCUGUAUUUUAUUAAGCUCUAGUUUCCUCUUUUCGGGUCAGAAUUAAACUGAAAUGGAAAUGACACUCCCCCACCCCCAUACACCCUACCAAAGGGGCCAAUUUAUUACCUCCUAAGAAUUAAAUAAGUACAUGGGCUGCCUUUGAUUCUCCAGAACCCUCUCUCUGCAAGGACUUGCACAGUGUAACGGGUGGCAUUUUCUGUUGUUUUCAGCCACCUCUUUCACACCUUCCUUUUCACUGCUGGUUUCCAAUGAAACAAUCGCGGGAGGCAUAGAAGGGCCUGCCCGGUGAGUCUACAGAUGCUGGGCUAACUCUGUCCGGAAAGGCACCCUGAAGCGGUCUGUGUCUGUGUUUCAGGGAGGAGAUCUGACAGGCUCGGCUCUCCAAUGCUUUUCUAAAAAUCUUGGAAACUUUACCCUUCAUUGCUUUACGACACUGUCCACCUUUAAGUUCCUUGAAAACGCCUGUGCCUGUAACUCGGCUGAAGCCAUGCCUUGUGUUCAGGCGCAGUAUGGGUCCUCGCCUCAAGGAGCCAGCCCCGCUUCUCAGAGCUACAGUUACCACUCUUCGGGAGAAUACAGCUCCGAUUUCUUAACGCCAGAGUUUGUCAAGUUUAGCAUGGACCUCACCAACACUGAAAUCACUGCCACCACUUCUCUCCCCAGCUUCAGUACCUUUAUGGACAACUACAGCACAGGCUACGACGUCAAGCCACCUUGCUUGUACCAAACGCCCCUGCCCGGCCAGCAGGCGUCCAUUAAGGUAGAAGACAUUCAGAUGCACAGCUACCAGCAGCACAGCCACCUGCCCCCCCAGUCCGAGGAGAUGAUGCCGCACUCCGGGUCGGUUUACUACAAGCCCUCCUCGCCCCCGACGUCCGCCACCCCGGGCUUCCAGGUGCAGCACAGCCCGAUGUGGGACGACCCGGGCUCCCUCCACAACUUCCACCAGAACUACGUGGCCACCACGCACAUGAUCGAGCAGAGGAAAACGCCCGUCUCCCGCCUCUCCCUCUUCUCCUUUAAGCAGUCGCCCCCCGGCACCCCUGUGUCGAGCUGCCAGAUGCGCUUCGACGGGCCCUUGCACGUCCCCAUGAACCCGGAGCCGGCGGGCAGCCACCACGUUGUAGACGGGCAGACCUUCGCUGUGCCCAACCCCAUCCGAAAGCCCGCGUCCAUGGGCUUCCCGGGCCUGCAGAUCGGCCACGCGUCGCAGCUGCUCGACACGCAGGUGCCCUCGCCGCCGUCGCGGGGCUCCCCCUCCAACGAGGGGCUGUGCGCGGUGUGUGGCGACAACGCGGCCUGCCAGCACUACGGCGUGCGCACCUGUGAGGGCUGCAAGGGGUUCUUUAAGCGCACGGUGCAAAAGAACGCAAAAUACGUGUGUUUAGCAAAUAAAAACUGCCCAGUGGACAAGCGGCGCAGGAAUCGCUGUCAGUACUGCCGGUUCCAGAAGUGCCUGGCUGUGGGGAUGGUCAAAGAAGUGGUUCGCACGGACAGUUUAAAAGGCCGCCGAGGUCGUUUACCUUCCAAACCGAAGAGCCCACAGGAGCCCUCUCCCCCCUCGCCCCCGGUGAGUCUGAUCAGUGCCCUCGUCAGGGCCCAUGUCGACUCCAACCCGGCUAUGACCAGCCUGGACUAUUCCAGGUUCCAGGCGAACCCUGACUAUCAGAUGAGUGGAGAUGACACCCAGCAUAUCCAACAAUUCUAUGAUCUCCUGACUGGCUCCAUGGAGAUCAUCAGGGGCUGGGCCGAGAAGAUUCCGGGCUUUGCUGACCUGCCCAAAGCCGACCAGGACCUGCUUUUUGAAUCGGCUUUCUUAGAACUGUUUGUGCUGCGAUUAGCAUACAGGUCCAACCCAGUGGAGGGUAAACUCAUCUUUUGCAAUGGGGUGGUCUUGCACAGGUUGCAAUGCGUUCGUGGCUUUGGGGAAUGGAUUGAUUCCAUUGUUGAAUUCUCCUCCAACUUGCAGAACAUGAACAUCGACAUUUCUGCCUUCUCCUGCAUUGCUGCCCUGGCUAUGGUCACAGAGAGACAUGGGCUCAAGGAACCCAAGAGAGUGGAAGAACUACAAAACAAGAUUGUCAAUUGUCUCAAAGACCACGUGACUUUCAAUAACGGGGGUUUGAACCGCCCCAACUAUUUGUCCAAACUGUUGGGGAAGCUCCCAGAACUCCGUACUCUUUGCACACAGGGUCUACAGCGCAUUUUCUACCUGAAACUGGAAGACUUGGUACCACCGCCAGCAAUAAUUGACAAACUUUUUCUGGAUACUUUACCUUUCUAGACCUCCUCCCAUGCACUUCAAAGGAACUGGAAAGAACACCUAAAACUGUCCUGAGGGGGCAAAUCACAAGGGCAGAGAUAACCCCUUGAGCUGUCUCAGCUCUAGCCAUCCCACCCCUUCCAUAAACCCCCAGCCCCUUGAUCCUUAAAGGAAAACAAACAA